This is a messenger RNA of Xiphophorus maculatus (southern platyfish), 2550 nucleotides long. It is a transcript of the gene tead1a, whose product is annotated as transcriptional enhancer factor TEF-1-like. Gene Ontology annotation, biological process: regulation of transcription by RNA polymerase II; embryonic organ development; hippo signaling. Gene Ontology annotation, molecular function: RNA polymerase II cis-regulatory region sequence-specific DNA binding; DNA-binding transcription factor activity, RNA polymerase II-specific. Gene Ontology annotation, cellular component: transcription regulator complex. Bases 501 to 1787 code for a protein of 428 amino acids. The transcript has 12 exons. The record is from RefSeq and is a predicted model, not a curated record. Lineage: Eukaryota; Metazoa; Chordata; Actinopteri; Cyprinodontiformes; Poeciliidae.
CUCACUCACUCCGUUUCAUCCAGGGUGACGCCAGUCCCUCUCACCCCGCCCCGUUCAACUCAGUCCGCUGCGUUCAUUUCAUUCCUGCUCCCAUUCCGCGCAUAUUUCGCAUCCUUGGAGAGACGCUGCGCAUUUUACGCACUCAGCGCGCCCCGAUCCUUCAUCAAGGCGAAGCCGAGGGCGGACUCCGGAGUUGGCCGAGCGCUUCCCGGUUCCGCGGCGGCUCCGAUCCGUUGGGAAAGUGUGGGAAUUAAAGGAGAAAAGCGGCGUUUGGAUCGAGGUUCUGAUGCUGGAUUCUGCUUCUGCAACGACUGGCUGACUGUUUUUUCUCCCACUGCUGGCUGCCAUUUAGAGAUAUCUAUACCAAGACAAUAAAAAGCCUAUAGCAUAGCUUUUUUAAAUUUUAACCUUUACAAGUUAAUUGCCACUAUUUAUAUAUAUAUUAUAUAUAUAUUUUAAAUCAAAACACCGCCAUCAGCUAAGCGCCUUUAGCUGCCAGUAUGGAGCGCAGCAGCUGGAGUGGCAGUGAGAGUCCCGGUGAGGACAUGGACAGACUCAGUGAUUCAGGAGGGGACAAGACAAUGGAUGGGGACCCUGAGGGGGUCUGGAGCCCAGACAUCGAGCAGAGCUUCCAGGAGGCCCUUGCUAUAUAUCCGCCCUGUGGGAGGAGGAAGAUUAUACUGUCAGAUGAAGGGAAGAUGUACGGGCGAAACGAGCUGAUAGCCAGAUACAUCAAACUGCGAACAGGCAAGACGCGGACAAGGAAACAGGUAUCCAGUCACAUCCAGGUCUUGGCCAGAAGAAAAUCCAGGGAAUUUCAGUCCAAACUAAAGGACCAGAAUGCCAAGGAGAAAGCUCUGCAAAGCAUCUCGUCCAUGUCCUCGGCUCAGAUCGUCUCAGCCACCGCCAUACACAGCAAGCUGCUGCCUGGAAUAGUGCGAGCCAGCUUCCCCGGCAACGCUCAGCUGUGGCAGGGGAUGAUUCCAGGAGGGCAGUCCAGCUCCACCACAGAAGACAUCAAGCCGUUCUCCCAGCAGGCCUACCCUGUGCAGACAGCAGGGACCACCACAAUCGCAGCCUACGAGCCUGCUGCUGCAGCCCAAAUACACAGAGAGCCAGCAUGGCAGGGGCGAUCCAUCGGCACCACCAAACUACGACUGGUGGAGUUUUCAUCUUUCUUAGAGACACAGAGGGAUCAGGAAGCCUACAACAAGCACCUGUUUGUGCACAUCAGCCAGAGCAACCCGAGCUACAGCGACCCCCUGCUGGAGUGUGUGGACAUCAGGCAAAUCUACGACAAGUUCCCAGAGAAGAAGGGAGGUCUUAAAGAGCUUUUCAGCAAGGGCCCACAGAACGCAUUCUAUCUGAUCAAGUUCUGGGCGGAUCUUAAUUACAGCGUACAGGAUGACUCUGCAGCCUUCUAUGGGGUGACCAGCCAGUACGAGAGCUCAGAAAGCAUGACCAUCAGCUGCUCCACAAAGGUCUGCUCCUUCGGCAAGCAGGUGGUCGAGAAAGUGGAGACGGAGUAUGCCACGUUUGAAAAUGGACGAUUUGUCUACAGAAUCAGUCGCUCUCCUAUGUGUGAAUACAUGAUCAACUUUAUCCACAAGCUGAAGCACCUGCCAGAGAAAUACAUGAUGAACAGCGUGCUGGAGAACUUCACAAUUCUGCUGGCGGUGAGCAACAAAGAAACUCGGGAAACCUUGCUGUGCAUGGCGUGUGUGUUUGAGGUGUCGAACAACGACCACGGAGCACAGCACCACAUCUAUCGACUUGUCAAGGAAUAACACACUCCACCUCGUUAACAGAUGCACAUCUAUGGCCUUUGCUUGGUGAUUAUUCAUGGUGACACUGAAGGGAGAAAUAUAGAUCCCUUACAAAAAACUACCAAACUUUCAGUUCACAAAAAAAAAAAAAAUGUAAUCAGUCAAGGAUAAAAAUGGCUACAUUUUCACUACCACUUUAUAAACUAGCCAUCAACGAAGGCAGUGACAGUGUAGCCAUGACACCCUGUGAGAAUCAACACGGUUGGUUUUUCCCAAGAACUCCCUGGGAUGAGGAGCACUCGUCAUCUCUCCCACUAAUUAAGUUUUCUGAGUGCAUCAGAACUUUAUGGCUGUGAACAUGGGAAUAUAAGUGGGGUUCGCGUUAAGAGCCUUUGGGAAAAGCUAGAGAAAGAAGAAAGAAAGAAAAAAAAAUAUUUCGCCCCCUGGUGGAGAAAAAUUCCUCCUCAGCCAACACGUACCGAAGGUCAGACCCUGUGUAUCAUCAAUAACCUGUUGGAGAAAAGGACAUUUCGGUAUAGUAGAUUAUAGAUCUGGAUGUGUACAGAUAGACUCUGUGGGUUGUUCCAGUUGAGCUCUUGCACAAAUGAAGAGGUUUGUCCCAAAGAAAAAGAAUGAAGUUUUUACCUUUUUGUAUGUUUUCCUUAAAACACACACACACACACAAAAACAUUUUAAACUUUGGGAUCUUGUUUAUUGAUUGUAGCAUAUAGAUUAUAUUUCAAUUCCCUGAUUGUUAUCUAAAAUUUAUAAAAGCAUAAUGGGG